Lingula anatina is the source of this 612-nucleotide messenger RNA. Its product is annotated as obelin-like. Lineage: Eukaryota; Metazoa; Brachiopoda; Lingulata; Lingulida; Lingulidae. The record is from RefSeq and is a predicted model, not a curated record.
AUGUUUUCCAUCAAAUUUGGACUGUUGCUGCUUGCAAUUGUUCUAACCUUUGAUUCGUCAUAUGGAGUGAAGGUGGCACAGGGUAACAACAAAGAUUUUACUCCGUAUUGGCUUAAGAAAUACAAAAAAUUCUUUGACAUCUUUGACGUUAAUAAAGACGGUAACGUGACGAAGGAAGAGUACAUCGAUUUGUCGACGGAGCGUGCUGCACUGCCAUCCUGGAGAGCUAAGGCAGUCUAUGGUGCUAUGACCAUGGGCUUUCAAACAUGGUGGUCGAAUGAAUACACUAACUAUAAGACGUCUAUUGUAUUUGAGGACUGGGUUAAGUCUGAAGAAAAUGUUGUCGGCUUUACAAGCGAUCUAGUAGUCGAAUGGGCCCUGGAUGUUUUCCAUAUUGUUGACCUUGACUGCAGCGAGGAGUUAACGCUAAAUGAGUACUCUAAAUUUCUUGAUAUAUUUCGCAACACGGCGGAUAAUAAAGUUAUUUUCAGCGCCAUUGACAGCGAUGGUGAUAACGUCAUUGAUGCUAAGGAGUUCACCUAUGCAGUAAAAGAUUAUACUUAUGAUCAAGCAGCCAAAUCCGCUGCAUAUAUUUUUGGCUCUCGAGAUUAA